AUGAGAUUUCUUGAUUUGUUCAUUCUCUUGAUAUUAAUACCAGUAGCCUGGGCUCAAGCAUGGUCACAGGGGUUGCCAAGUUUAAGCCACGGAAGCUCCUUGGCUGUUGCAAAAGAGAAUGAUUUCCUGGCUUCACCAAAGGGGACAUUCUCUGGUGGAUUUUCCGAGGUUGGCACUAAUGCAUAUUGUUUUGCAAUAUGGUUCACUAACUCUGUUAACAAGACCGUGGUUUGGAUGGCCAAUAGAGACAAACCAGUUAAUGGAAGGCAUUCCAGUGUCGAAGCUCGGCUUCUUGAAACAGGAAAUUUGGUGCUGGUCAACCAAACCAAGGGGAUCAUCUGGGAGAGUUUUGAAUUCCCCACGGACACACUGCUUCCAUCUCAGCCAUUUACCAAGAACCCAACCUUGGUCUCUAUGAGAAGUCGAGGCACAUACUUAUCGGGAGUUUAUAAUAUGAAAUUCGAUGAUAAUAAUGUUUUGAAUCUCAUCUUCAAUGGUCCUCUAUUGUCAAGUGUCUACAGGCCAAGUUCAAAGGUGAGCGUAUUUGAUAGUGGCAGAACACCUAAUUAUAAUAGCACCAGAAAAGCAAUUCUAAAUGAUUUUGGAUAUUUUGAAUCAAGUGAUAAUUUUGUAUUCAAAGCAACUGAUUAUGGAGUCGGUCCAAAGAGGCGCUUAACAUUAGAUUAUGAUGGAAUUUUGAGAUUGUAUAGUUUAGAUGAUUCAACCGGGCUAUGGAAAAUCUCAUGGAUCCCUGUUGACCUUUAUAAUUGCCAUGUUCAUGGGUUGUGCGGUGAAAAUGGUAUUUGCGUUUACAGCCCGCAAUCAACUUGCAUUUGCCCUGAUGGUUUCAACAGAAAUGAUCCUUCAGACUGGUCCAAGGGUUGCUCUCCUUCGUUUAAUCUGACUUGUGAUCCAACUAAAUUGGAUUUCAUGCUGCUUAAUAAAACAGAUUUCUAUGGAAAUGACUUGGUUACCUAUGGUAAUCGCAUUUCCUUUGAAGAAUGCAGGAAUCGGUGUCUAAGUGAUUGCACAUGA
Pistacia vera is the source of this 1035-nucleotide messenger RNA. RefSeq names its product putative receptor protein kinase ZmPK1. Gene Ontology annotation, biological process: recognition of pollen. The coding region runs from base 1 to 1035 and encodes 344 amino acids. The transcript is spliced from 2 exons. The record is from RefSeq and is a predicted model, not a curated record. Lineage: Eukaryota; Viridiplantae; Streptophyta; Magnoliopsida; Sapindales; Anacardiaceae.